AUGAGCAUAUUGGUAGUAGAUAUGGAUGAAGUUCGGAGUUUGGCCCAGCGCCACAGCAUCGAGAUGGGGCUCGAACGGCUGCGCGUAGUUGGCCAGUACGUGGGAUCGUGGUGGGACGCAGGCCGGCUGCGUCUAGAGUUUGGGAAUGUGAGUGGCCUGGCGAGCGCAGGUGGGCGUGCGGUGCUGGAUGCUAGCGAGAGCGCGCUGGAGCGGGUCCGUCGCGCACGCGCAGGGCUCGUGGAAGGUGCUGUGUGCGACGUGCGGUGCUGCGUAAUGGGCCGGGACGUGGAGGUGAUGGAGCUGCGAGUGCUAACGCUGCGGGAAGUGCAAGCUCUGGGCGAGUUUUUGGCCGGGGACGCGGGGCGAGAGUUCAUGAGCCUGAGCUCUGGGGCUCUGCAACACGCUGGGCACGACAGACGCGACGAUGAGGACCGGGCCCGCUGA
This is a messenger RNA of Lachancea thermotolerans CBS 6340, 444 nucleotides long. Its product is annotated as KLTH0B02596p. Lineage: Eukaryota; Fungi; Ascomycota; Saccharomycetes; Saccharomycetales; Saccharomycetaceae. The transcript has a single exon. The record is from RefSeq and is a predicted model, not a curated record. The coding region runs from base 1 to 444 and encodes 147 amino acids.